AUGGAGGCGCUGAUCAAUUUGUUAACUACUAGUGAAGAAUGGCAGCCUAAUGGUAGCGUGCCUUUCAUGCAGGACAACCAUGUACUGGAAUUAAUAUUGCAACAUUUUCUAUUAAUGGAAGAUUCUAUCAAGCUUCAAGUCAUGGAUAGGUUAAUAUGCUUCGCGGAGUAUUGCGACAUGAACAAAUGGAUAAUGUUCAAAUCUAACAUAACUAACAGGCUUCUGACGAAUGUUAUUUGGAAUGCAAAACAAAUGGAUGAUUUUGCCGAUAGAACCAUGAGGCUUUUAGAAAUUGUGUGCUCCUAUUCCGUCAAAGUAUCAGACGUCAAAUUAAUCUUGAAUAUGAUUUGCAACAAGAACGAAGAGACGACUAAUAACCAAGAUCCAGCUUGGUAUCAGGGUGCUCUUUUGAAAUUACUAUAUUCCAUUGCUCAGAAACAAAAUACCAUGAACUUUUUUUAUUUAAAGGGAAUAGAAUCCGGGAUAAAGCUGUCUACUAUUGAAAAGUUUCCUACUAAUGGUUAUUCAUUCUUUACCUGGAUAAAGAUGGAUAUGAUGGAAUAUAGUGAUGGUUACGUACCGCGGUUAUUCUCGUUCUUUACAGAAGCUGGCGAUGGAAUUGAAGCUUAUUUUGAAAACAAUAUGCUUUGUUUUCGCUGUAAAAAAGGUGAUAUUGUCUCUACUGUUCCUAUGACAGAUUUCAAAUUCACGCAAAAAAGAUGGUAUUUUAUUGUCAUUGUACAUUAUCCAACGAAGAAGGGGUGGACUACUACACCUUCAGAAGUGAAGGUAGUUGUUGAUGGGAAUAUCAACUUCAAGGCUCGUUUGGAAUAUCCGGCAGAUUAUAACUCUCAGCCUUUUAAUAACUGUGUUAUUGGUGCUUCGUUUGCCAUACGACCAUUGUCAAAUUUGGACAAUAUUUCCUCAAAUGCAUCAUCUUCAGUCUCUAAUAAUGGAUUACAUGAUUGCUUUCGGGGACAAAUGACAGCUUUGUACAUGUUAAAUGAUGUUCUCACAAAUGAGCAGAUAAGUUCUUUAUACAAACUUGGUCCAAACCAUUCAUCUCAAUUUGAAUCCAUUCAGAGAAAAGACAUGAAGACUAAAAAUAACUUAAUUGAUGGUACUACGCUAUGCUCCAAGAUACUUUUUAAUUUUCAUGUUAAGGCAUCGCUCGGUCAGAAAUGUGUCAAUUUGGCAUUUCGUAACCUGAUCACUCAAGAACCUGUAACCGCCAAUUUAUUUGGUAUAGAGAAAUGCACCACUCUUAGUUUGCGGAAUGCGAUACAGUGCUUAGGGGAUGUAGAAAUCCUUUUCCCAAUUAUAAUGAAAUUUGAUAAUUUGGAUUCUGUGAGUCUUCAAGCGCCAUUCGGAUCUCAGGAUGACUUUUUUGCGUCGGAAGGGCCAUGCAAAGCAUUUUUCGCUCUCUUAUCUUCAUUGUUACAUAAUAAUCCAAAGAGCCAAAAUCAUAUUGUUAAAUUCCGAGGUAUAAAGGUUGUUAGCCUUCUAUUACAACAGAUUGGGCCACGCCAUUUUACUAUAUCUUCUUUUCAAAGCAUGAUCGCAUUGGCAAGUGCCUUGAGCUCCAAUGAAGACUUGGCUCAAGAAGUUUAUUCAAACCUUGUCUUUGAAUUUCGUCUUUGGAUGUAUGCGACAAUUGAUAUUCAGAAGUAUUGUAUUGAUUUUCUUAAAACCUUUAUCGAUGCACGAAAGUUAAUGUGCCGCGAACAUUUUGGAAUUCAAUUCUUUCUGGACAUACUACAAAACGUGUAUUGGUACAAGCAAGGUGAAUUAUCUGCUCCUCACAGACAUUCGACUGCUGGGGCCAUGAGACCAAAACCUCCUCAAUUAAAGGAACUUCGUGCUAUUCUAUUUAAUAUCAUAAGUGAUUAUUUCAAAGAUAAAAUCUCAAAAGAUGAAACUCUGUGUGUAUUUAGAAGUCUUUUAAUCAGUGAAGACGAUGAGCAUAUAUGUGAACUUUUAAAUUUACUUCUCAACUUGCUUAUAAGUAAAUCAGACAAAGAAAUAGUAGAUAUAUUUUCCUCAUACGGAGGGUUCGAAAUUCUAUGCGAACUCUUAAAACGGCAGGAUGAAAAUGUUCGAUUUUAUUGUAUCAAAAUAAUAACAUUUUUAGUCACAUGUCCGUUGACACCAAUCAGAAUUGUCAAAAAACUUCGAUUUGAGGAUACGGACAUAAUAAAUUUAAUAAGGUUAAUGGAGAAUGCUCCAUUGACUUUUAAUAUUUAUCAUGCACUAUUACAUUGGUCGUUGGAACAAUUUAAUACUGCAGGGUUACCGAACAAAGAUGAUGCAGAAACACUUCCUUUGGUUUUGCCACCAAUAAAAAAUUUUGAAAUUAUUGUGGCAAUCCUUGCAUUACUAGAUUCAGAAGGGACAAAGAGGACAGUACAAUGCAGAAUCCUCGAGGAAUUGGUUUUAAUGUUUAAGCAAAAUAUUACAUUUUGCACCGAACUUCAUAAAACAUGGCUUUGGCAAAAGUAUCUUAUUAGACUUGUUCCAAUAUAUAGCAGACAAGAUAAUAUUACUUCCGAAAAAGGUGAUAAGGACAUUGCAGAUUGGGCAUUAGAAUUUAUCGCGAUCGUCAUAUGGAAUUUGUUUGAGAUUGAUAACAAUGCUUAUCGAAUUGUCGAGGAUACUAUAAUAGCUAUUUGGACAAGUGAACGACCUGAUUCGUUGGAAACUAUUCGAGCGUUCCUUACUAUACUGCUUUCAUUUGUUACACGAGAAAUCAAUAAUUCAUUCUCUGCGUCAUUUGCGAUUAUAAAAAUGGAAAAUGUAAUUCGAUUAGUAAUGCUCGUUGAAGAAAUCCUUUUUAAUCACAAAGAUUUAACGCAAUCCGUAAUUCAAAGACAAGUUAAUAAUGAACAGAAAAUUAAUUCGUUUCCUGGAAGUUCUUCUUCUUCAAUUAUAUCAGCAUAUGAAUCCAAUUUACCGACAUUAAAUAUAUUGAAAUUUGAUGAUACGGUUAUACAAAAAUUAGAAUCAAAUUUUUCGCCGUUUUCUUCGCAAAAAUAUGAUGAUAUGAUAUUUCAAAGCUCUAGUAAUCCAUGGGAAGAAGAUCAGAUCUUGACUACGAUGUAUCUAGAAAUUAUAGAUACUCUUGAUAGAACUGGAAAUUGGAGAAUGGAUAUGUCAACGAUUCGUACCGGAUUGCAAAACGGAGAUACUUGUCGCAUGGUACUACGGGCUUUGGUUGCAGGUAUUUCAUUACAAGAUCGAGAAUUGCGAGAAAAGGCACUUGACGAUCUUAUGGGAUUUGCAGAAAGGCAUGUUAAGGUUCCAGAUACAAAUUCGAAAGUGGAAAAGAAGCAUUUGGAAGAUUUUUACUGUCAAGAUAGUGACAUCUUUCGACAACAUAUCCUCGUGAUGCUGGGAGAAGUUCAUGAUGCAUUCACUGCAUCGCAAAUGAUGAAUGGUGCAUACGAUCAAAAAAUAUUGUUUGCUUAUUAUUUUAUAUUACAUAAAUGCCGCAACUACUUAGUUAAUAUUGGAAACGGAAAUCUUUCUUCCGUACAAUUUAUUGACACUAUCUGGUCAGGCACGAAAUUUAAUGAUCACGCAUUUGUAAACUUUGUCACGUCACGCAAUUGGAUUCUUAUACACGAUCGUCAUAUAGUACCUUCCAUGAAAAAUGCAGACGAAAAUAAUUUUGCUAUGGUGCGAAAAAUGACAGAAAAAUUUUCAAAGAAAGUUAGUCUUUUUAUUAAUCGUUCUAAAAAGGGAGAAACAAAUUCAGCUAAAUCUGAAGAUGUUUUUUGUGCUGAAUUGGAUGGAAUUAUUAAAUCAUAUAGAGAGGAAGAAUUAGCACGGUUAACUAGUUGCGAAGUUGACAAGAAAAAUGAGGACUUAAGAAUUUCGCGAAAGUGGUUGUCAAGGUUUCACGAAUUAACACAAGAACGAGGAGUAUGGUCAUUAGGAAAUCAAGCUGAUGUUCAUUGGAAGUUAGACAGAAGAGAAAAUUAUUCAAGAAUGCGUCGAAAAUUGACUAUUAAUUACGAUUAUGAUGCACAUCGCGAGGCUAGUGCUAAGCGGGACAAAACACCCAUUGCAAUGCCAGCUAACAAAGCAAAACAUUUAAGCAUUCAAAGAAUAAAAAAGGCUGCCACACCAGAACCUGGGAGAGGCACAACACCUAUAUUAGAUGCCGUAGAACCUUGGACUGAUGCAUGGGGUUUUAGUGGGUCAUCUUUGGUUUCAGAAUCUGAAAGUUUGGAAUCUGAUGAUCAAGAAUGGAAUAUUGUAGCUGGUGACAAUGUAGUUGAUACGGUGGACCUUUCUAAUGAAACAAAGUUAUUUUCGGCUGAAUGCGAAUUGAUUGUUCUAUUAUCUGCCAUCAAGGGUCGGAUUGAACUCACUUCUACACAUCUUUCCUUCUUUGUCGAUCGACAUAAUUUGUUACAAGAACUCAAUAAUAUCGAACAAGGCUCGAUUAUUGUUGAUAGUGAGAUGCUUAGAGAUAAAAAAUGGCCAAUUUCAGAUAUACGUGAAAUACAUAUGCGAAAAUAUUUAUUAAGGCGAAGUGCUUUUGAACUAUUUUUAACUGAUCAAACAAAUUAUUUCUUUAAUUUCCCGGAACCGAAGGAUCGCACCAAAUUAUUCGCAAAAAUAACCUCACUUCGACCUCCAUCAAUGUUAAAUCAAGAUACUCGCUCGCCAGUUACGAUAUUUCAAAGAACGAACUUGACUGAACGUUGGCAAAGACACGAAAUAUCAAAUUUUGAAUAUCUUAUGCACCUUAAUGGUAUGGCGGGGAGAUCUUUUAACGAUUUAACACAAUAUUUUGUUUUUCCAUGGGUCAUUAGUGAUUACGAAUCUGAGACAAUCGAUUUGUCAGAUCCUAAAAUUUAUCGUGAUUUAUCCAAACCAAUUGGAGCAUUAAAUCCAGUGAGAUUAGAACAGAUUAUUGAUAGAUAUGAAAGCUUUGAUGAUCCAUCAGGAAAGAUAAAAAAAUUUCAUUAUGGAACGCAUUAUUCAAGCGCAGCAACUGUAGCAUGUUAUCUAAUUAGGAUGGAGCCUUAUACGUCUGUUCAUAUUUCUUUGCAAGGAGGAAAGUUUGAUCAUGCUGAUCGUCAAUUUCAUUCUAUUCAAGAUACAUGGCAUUCUGUUAAUCACGCAAGCGGAGAUGUUAGAGAGUUGAUACCUGAAUUUUUUUAUUUGCCAGAGUUCUUGGUGAAUUAUAAUAAUUUUGACCUUGGUGUGCGGCAGGAUGGUACUAGACUUGGUGACGUAGGCCUGCCAAAAUGGGCGCAUUCUGCUGAAGAAUUUAUUCGUAUUAAUCGCGAGGCUUUAGAGUCAGAUUUUGUAUCCGAGAAUUUACACCAUUGGAUAGACUUAAUAUUUGGCUACAAACAAACUGGAGAAGAAGCGGUUAAAGCAUGUAAUGUAUUCUAUUACUUAACAUAUGAGGGCGCUAUAAACAUUGACAGUAUUCAAGAUCCAGUGGAGCGCAAAAGUAUCGAACAGCAAAUAUACCAUUUUGGCCAGACUCCAACACAAUUAUUGACAAAACCACAUCCACCACGACUACGAAGUAAAGAUUUUCUUAGGAAGGAUCUAUUGAAUUCGAAUGAUAUCCAACAAAGAUUUGUUGUUGAACUGAAAUUUGGAAAGUUAUAUUUUGUUGAUUUGCCAAAACCAGAUAAAGAAAGUUCUCAUGAUGAGCAAGCAAUAAUUACAGUUGAUGAUAAUGGGGUUAUUGGAUAUCAUCGAGUUUUACAUAAAAGCAUGUCUCCAGAUAUACCUUUCACAGUUGAGGUUGAUCCUAAUUUACAAUACAAGACUCGAUUGAGUAGCCCAUAUAGUUUUGAUGCAAUUAUUACGCCAAGAUGUUUCACUUCUAGUAAAGAUGGAAAGGUUAUUCUGAGUUGCGGUCAUUGGGAUAAUACUGUCAAAAUAACUCUUAGUGAAACAGGUAGAACUAUUGAUUCUAUCUACGGACAUGAUGAUAUCCUUUUUGUAACAGCUGUGGCUAUUAGCGAAGACGGAAGAACAGUUGUUACAGGUUCUCGAUGUUCGAAUUUGCUGUCAUGGAAAGUUAAUUUAACUGAUGAUGGCGAAUUUUUAAGCAUUGGGCAUUCUCCUGUACAAGCAUUUUAUGGACAUGAUGACGAAAUAACAUGUCUUGUCGUUAAUGCAGAGCAUGAUAUCUUGAUAAGUGGAUCAAAGGAUGGAACGUGCAUUGUUCAUUCAUUAAAGAAUGCGAACUAUAUUCGUACAUUACGACCUUUAGAAGGUUUAGAUUCUAAUGUUGAAUUUGUUUGCAUUACUAGAGAUGCAAAUAUAGAUGAAUACUUUUUACAUACAUAUAGCAUAAAUGGAAAGUUUUUAAAUUCCGUUGAGAUACAUGAAAGAUUGAAUCACAUUAUUUCCUCUCAGGAUCAUAAUUUAAUAGUUACCUCAAGCAACAAAGGAAAAAUUUGUGUAUACGAUGGUCUUAGCUUAGACCUAUGUCACGAAUUUGAGAUACCAUUAAUUGGUAGAUGUAUAAAGUUGAGUAAUAAUAAUCAGCAAAUAUGGGUAGCUGGAGAUGAUGGAAAAUUAUUUAUUAUUUCUCAUUUGAGUGCACAUGCGGAUAAGAUUAUUAUGUAA
Molecule: messenger RNA, 6606 nt
Organism: Dentiscutata heterogama
Lineage: Eukaryota; Fungi; Glomeromycota; Glomeromycetes; Diversisporales; Gigasporaceae
Source: the annotation of a GenBank genome assembly